Messenger RNA from Peniophora sp. CBMAI 1063, 1356 nucleotides. NCBI's taxonomy places the organism in Eukaryota, Fungi, Basidiomycota, Agaricomycetes, Russulales, Peniophoraceae. The record is from the annotation of a GenBank genome assembly.
AUGUACUUCACAAACUAUCUGGAUCGUUCGAAUGUCAACAAUGCGUACGUGUCUGGGAUGCGGGAAGAGCUGCAUAUGGUCGGGACGCAGUUCAACCAAAUCAAUACUCUGUUCACCUGCGGGUACAUUGUCGGCAUGAUACCCAAUAACCUAGUGCUGCAAGUGGUCAGGCCGCGGAUAUGGCUCCCUGUGAUGCAAAUAUCAUGGGCUAUCUUGACCUUCUGUACGAGCGUGGUCUCGAACGUGCAUCAGAUCUAUGGCAUCCGAUUCCUCCAAGGCAUCGUCGAAUCAUCCACCUUUGUGGGCGUGCAUUACAUUCUGGGAUCGUGGUAUAAACCCGGUGAGCUGGGAAAGCGCUCUGCGGUAUUCACUUGUAGCGGACUUGUCGGAACACUAUUCUCUGGCGUUCUCCAAGGAGCGGUAUACAGAAAUCUCAACGGUGUGGAUGGUCGUAGCGGUUGGAGGUGGCUGUUCAUCAUAGACGGAAUCAUCACGCUUCCAAUCGCAUUGUACGGCUUCCUGGUUUUCCCUGACCUCCCAGCGACGACUAAGGCGUUCUACCUGACCGAAGAGGAACGUCUCUUGUCAGCAGAACGUCUCGAGGAUGUAUCUGACGUGAAGCGGCACAAGCUAUCUUGGGGCGUCUUCAAGCGCGUUUUGGGUCGCUGGCGCUGGUACGGAUGCAGUCUAUUGUUCGCAAUAUCCGGAGAAACAGAGUCUUUUGGUUCGAAUAACAUUAUGGGCCAAUGGCUCUCUGCCAUAGGCGGCUACUCUGUCGAAAACGUUGAUUAUUACCCGAGUGGCAUGACCGCUUUCGCCAUCGUCUCAACCCUAGCAGCUGCAACCUUGACCGACAGAAAUCAGAAGCGAUGGAUGGUCCUGGUCUACAUGUCUGUAGCUUGCAUUUUUGCGGCUAUCUGCAUCCUCGUAUGGAGCUCGCCGACGUGGCUCAAGUUUGUGGCGUACUACGUCGCCGGCGCAUCGUAUGCGGGUCAAGCAACGACUUUUGCAUGGGCCAACCAGAUCUGCGCCGACGAUGACCAGGAGCGCGCAAUCGUGCUUGCAUCCAUGAAUAUGUGGAACAAUGUCGUCAACGCGUGGUGGCCUCUCGUCUUCUAUCCGGCGACUGAUGCACCGCGCUUCAGAAAGGGUGCCAUUGCGAUGAUCGCUGUGUGCGUAGCAACGCUGGGCGCAACAUGGUUAGUGUGGUGUUUGGAGAAGCGCGAGAAGCGGACUCGGGCGGAGAGCGUGGAAAUCGCAAGAGCAAGGAUCGAUGAUGAGAAGACCCAAACGGAUGAAAAGCGAGGGAGCCAGGGUUCCAUCGCAGGGAAAGGGGAGAAGGAUAGAGAACUAUAG